AUGUGUCACCACUGCUUCGACAACAAGCGUCAAGACAGCGCUCCUCCGAGCAUGCGAUCAAAAGACGUCGCUCGCCGAAGAUUAGAAGAAGCAGCUCGCUUAGAAAGAGAAAGAGCCGAAGAGGACGAAGAAGAAGAGGAAAAGGAAGAGAAGAGGCGUCUACCAAACAAGACAUCUGUUCAAGCCGCACCCAGUCACGAUGGCGCUCCAAUCUUUGCCGCCUACCAGAUCCAUGACGACACCCCUGAAUCCGACGUAACCGCGCUUCGAGCUCUACGUCCAUCACUUGGUUUCGUCGUGUACGACACGACGGAGACUGCCCGUCCCACCCGUAGCGCUCAGCUUGCCAGCGCGCUGUUUGACCACACCAAGACUAAGCGGACGAAGAUCCGCUACGGAGCGGAUCGCAUCGAGGUCAUCACACUGCCCCUGUCCAUCACUCUCUCCCUCGACCAGCGCGCCGAGGCCGCUUCGUGGUUCCUCGCCGAGCGUAUCAUGGAUCGACAUUUUGCGCGUAGGGCUUUCGUAAUUGAUCGUAUCAAGGAGGACGGAGACGGAGACGAGGACGAGUCCGCCGCGAUGGCCUCAUGA
Molecule: messenger RNA, 591 nt
Organism: Colletotrichum lupini
Lineage: Eukaryota; Fungi; Ascomycota; Sordariomycetes; Glomerellales; Glomerellaceae
Exons: 2
Coding region: 1-591 (196 amino acids)
Source: RefSeq, a predicted model, not a curated record